Molecule: messenger RNA, 5090 nt
Organism: Drosophila kikkawai
Lineage: Eukaryota; Metazoa; Arthropoda; Insecta; Diptera; Drosophilidae
Gene: RapGAP1
Product: Rap GTPase activating protein 1
Biological process (GO): regulation of small GTPase mediated signal transduction; activation of GTPase activity
Cellular component (GO): cytoplasm
Molecular function (GO): GTPase activator activity
Source: RefSeq, a predicted model, not a curated record
UUGAACAUGUUUCAGUUGCCGUUUUUCCGUUGCCGCAACCAGACGUGUUGAACUCGCCCCUCGAAAAUCUUUCCCGCGCCCUCGUGCUUCUGUUCGUUACGAAUUCAAAACAAAAACAGCGGCCAACGAGCGCACGCAUUUCGAGUUAUUUUUAAAAAUAAGAAGGAUCCGAUCUUUUUUUCUCGGUUUCUCCAUGGAACCGAAAUAAAACCGAAAGCCGAAAAACCGAUUUUGUGAGUGCAAUAAACCAAACUGCAGCGGUGUAUAAAAAUCUGUAUAUUGUGCGUGCAUUCAGUGUGUGUGUUUGUGCGGUGCAUUUACAAAAAUAACACGCAUAAAAAAAAUAUAUAUAUAUACUUGAUAUAUGCAUGAGCCCGGAUCCCAGUGAAAUUAUUUGCUUAGAAAUUCGGUUGGCCGAAAAUUUGAAAGCCCCCGAUAUUUGCAUAUAAGCCGCGGUUUGACAGUCACUGGAAUCCGCGAACCGAAAAACCCGUCAAACGGGUAAGGCAAGCGCAAAAAACAGGCAAAAUAUCGCGUCAAAAACUCGUAAAAAAAGAGAGAUAUUUAUAAAAAAAAAUAUAUCGUUAUUUUUGUGUGUGAGCGAAUCAGCCGAAAGCAAAGCCCAGCUAAAAAUUAUAACAAUUACCAAAGGGAAAAAUAUAUAUCUUUGAGAACGCCUUCUUAAAGGAAAAAACCCUCGAAGACCUUCUAAGCCAAGUUGCAGCAGCAGCAGCAUCUAGAAAAAAUAGUAAUUUGAUCUAAGAACGCCCACCAUAGCGAAAAAAAAAGAGAAGUAAAACCCUUGAAGAGGUAACAAAGGCAGUUCUAAGAAGCAGCGUCUACACCAGAAAUUGCAACAGCGAAAACAGCUGCAACACCUGGGGGAAAACAGCACUUUAAAGUCUCGAAAAACUUUAAAAAAGGUGCAAAUACCAAGAUAAUCAAAGGCUUUACCACAGCAGCAGCAAUAUCUAAAAUAUUUAGCAAGAAAAGAAAGCAUCAUUAACAAUAACUUCUAAGAAAGAAAUGCACUGAUAAGCUGAGUUAAAUAAACUGCAAUUUCUACUUAAAAAAAAAACAUCACAAAAAAAACCCAAGAUUUAACUUAAAAUAAAUGCUGCGAUAAAGAGCAUUUCCAGUAUUGAUAUAUUUAUAAGUCAAGUUCGGUGACUUCUUGACUCUGCAAAAGGGCUUAAAUGCAGUCAUAAACUAAAUUUUUGAAAAAGCAACAGCAGCAGCAACAGUUGCAGUAACUACUGCAGCAGCAGCAACAGCAACAACAGUGGCAUUUUACAGCGAAGGCGCCGAACGACGUUGGGUGCGUCAGGCCGUCAUGGGGGUAUUGAGAUGGCGCGAUUCACCCGGAUCGCGUAUAUCGGGUUCUAUAUCCAGCAAUACUGGCAACACCAAUAACAACCAUCAUCACAGCAGCAGCAGCAACGCUCAUCAGCAGCAGCAGCACAGCAGCAACAACAAUCACAUCAACAAUAAUAACAACAACAACAAUCGCGAGAACCACCAUCGCGGCAGCAACGCCAGCGAGGAGCGUGUGCCACAGCCCCACUCGCCCCACGAUAGCCACGCCCAUCCGCACAACGGUGGCCUCCAGCAUUCGGGUUCGCGGGCCACGCUUCGCCACUCGAUGAACCAUUCAAGCACCUCGACAGUGUCCGGCUCCGCCUGCAGCUCCACGCCCGCCUCCCCACAGCUGAGUGGCGUGGUGAGCGCCUCCGGAUGCCAGAUGCUGUCCAACGGACACCACUACCAGUCCCAGUCCUCGGUGAGCUCUAACUCCUCCAUCGUCUCGGCCAUUCCCGCCUCGCAGAGACUGCUGGAGGAGGCGCUGGCCAAGUCGGCUCCCUAUCCGAUGAUCCUGCUGCCGCAGCUUGGCGGCUACUGGCUGGAUGGGACCGAGCACGAGUGCGGUUACGAUGCCAGGGGUAAUCCCUUGCUGCCGCAGACCACCUGGAUGGCCAAGUUCGAAACGGACGACACGGCCAAGUGCUAUCGGAGAUUCUAUGCCGCCAGGGAGCACUCGAAUCUGGUGGGUCAGGAUGAGCAGCUGGGCCCUGUGUUGAUAUCCAUCAAGACGGAGAAUGUGGCCAACCAGGAGCACAUGCGUAUCCUGCUCCGGCUGAGAACUGGCACGAUGCACGAACUGAUUCCGGUCUCGUGCCUAGGCGCCCAACCCAGUCCCCUGAAGAUGGUGCGGCUGCUGAAUGAUCAGAUCCAGGUGGACCACUUCAUGCCGGUGCUGUGCCCCAAGGCCUCCCAGCUGAUCAGCGUCUAUGACGAACAUGUCCUCGUUUCGCACUUCAAGUUCGGAGUGCUCUACCAAAGAUAUGGACAGACCACCGAGGAGGAGCUGUUCGGCAACCAGAUGACCUCGCCGGCCUUCGACGAGUUCUUGGACGUCCUGGGCCAGCGAAUUCGUCUCAAGGAUCACAAAGGCUACAGGGGUGGAUUGGAUAUCCAAAACGGACACACUGGCGACACGGCCGUGUACGAGGUCUUUAAAGAGCGGGAGGUCAUGUUCCAUGUGUCCACCCUGCUGCCCCACACCGAGGGCGAUCCGCAGCAACUGCAGAGGAAGCGGCACAUCGGCAACGACAUUGUGGCCAUCGUUUUCCAGGAGACCAACACUCCCUUCUCGCCGGACAUGAUUGCCAGUCACUUCCUGCACGCCUUCAUCGUGGUGCAGCCCAUCGAACCGAAUACUCCCCACACCCGUUACAAGGUCAGCGUUACGGCCCGCGACGACGUGCCCUUCUUCGGACCCACGCUCCCCAAUCCGGCUGUCUUCCGGAAAGGUCAGGAGUUCAAGGAGUUCAUUCUCACCAAGCUGAUCAAUGCGGAGAAUGCCUGCUACAAGGCCGAGAAGUUCGCCAAGCUGGAGCUGCGCACCAGAACCUCGCUGCUCCAGAACUUGGUGGAAGAGCUGCGCGAGAAGACACGCGACUUUCUGGGCGCCGAUCUCUCUCAGACAUCCGCCGGCAGUCCCACCCCCGAGACCCCAAAAGCGGAGAGCGGCAGCGGAGGAAAUGCCGGCUCCCGAUUCAUAGACACGGUGAAGAAGGCCCUGAUCAUGCGGGUGCGAUCCCAGAGCGUGGAUACCGGUAAUGGACAUGGACCCGGGCAGACGGAUAAGUUCAGUGUGAACACCAAGCUGGGCACUCUGAAUGCCAAGAAGGAGGCGCAUCCCGAAAUGCAGACACCCAAUUUGAAUACCUGCAGUCGUACGGCCUCCAAGUCCUCGUCCAAAUCCAAAUCCUCUAACGAGUCCACCUCCUCCUCGCCGGACAUCACCUCUCGCCAGGCGAAUAACAACAACAUCAACAGUAACUCCAAUUCCAAUGGGGGACUCCUGCCCCAAAAUGGUUCUGGAGGCGUGGCCGCAGCAGUAGCAAGUGCCGCCCAAAAUGGCGUGGUGGCCGUGGCAACCAUGUCCGAGACCAGCGAUGAUUCCAGCCUGAACAGCGUGGAUCUUGACCCAAUGAUGGCUCACUUGGACGGCGGUGCCACCUACAUAGACAGCGACACGGGGCUGGAGAGCAUGAGUUCGGCGGAGGCCACCACCAAGGCCUGCUCCCUGUGCCUGGACGGUGUCCAGUCCACCAUGAUGGGCAGCUCGCCCAGCAAUGAGACGAUCAUGAAGAUUGAAAAUCUGCGCCAGGAGGUCACGCGAUUGAAGUGCGACAAGCUGGACCUACUCAGGCAGAAUGUGACCUGUCAGCGCGACAUCAAGCGGCUAAGGGAGCGGGAACUGUCCCUGCAGGGUGACCUAUCGGCGGCUGGUAGAGAGAUCCUGCGACUACGGGAUCUUCUCAAGGAAUACAUGCCGGAUACAGCAGCAGCUCCGCUCUCCAUAUCGCCUAUCUAAGCGUAAAACGCAGUCCUUGGACGAGGCAGGAGUAGAAGGAGGAGGAGGAGUAACCACUGUGCCGUGUAUAACACUUUGGAGGGAGUCAGGCGUUUGGCGAGUUGAUAAGCAGAGACAGUGGCGUAGCCCCGAAAAGAAAACAAAAAACAAACCCCAAACGAAAUGGAAAACAAACAAAAACUGUAUUAUAUUUAGUUUACGUAGCUGUAGAUGUGAAGAUCUAUAGAGAUCGGACAGAUGGCAGCAGGCAUGCGCAUAUUGACAAGUUAAUAUAUAUAAAACAACAAACAAACAGUUACAAACUAAACUAAAAAACAAAACAAAAACAAGGCGAUAAAACAGCUAAAGCAAAAAACACAACACAAAACUCAAAAAAGUACACCAAAUAUAUAAUAUAAGUCUUUAAGCAUAUUUAACGCAAGAAUUAACAACCUAAAGAACUAUUCCAGAUCCCAUCCUAAGUAGAGAAAGCAUCACACACAGAGAUCGAUAUCGAUAUGCAUACAUAUUAUGAUUAUAAUCGCAGAGUUUUGAGGUUUACAAAACCGUUACUCGUUCGUUAGUCGCACCCGUAAAGUGUUACUGUUGCCGUGACUGUUACUGUGACUCUCGUUUCACACCUCAUCCCCCCCAUAAUCGACAUCGACGAUAACUAAAUUAUAAUCGACUUGAUAUGAUUUUCUCUAAAUUAAAACGAAUCACCUGCAGAACAGAGCAUGAGGGAACUGUUAACCUUAAGUUUAAGUUGCUUUAAAUAAUUUUACCUAAACCGUAUGUUAAUUAAUUAUAUUCUAAGUUUAACCAAAUGCAGAAACCAAUUCAUCGAUCAGCCGAUGACUCACGAGAAUAUCAUAUACCUUUUGCAUAGCGCGCAUUCAUUGUACAUAUGUGUAGGAGCGCGCCUUGUAUAAUUCUCGAUCCGCAUUCGGAUCUAUCAAAAUUAUCUAUGACUAUCUUUAUUUUCUAAUCGAUUAACAAUAACGAUACCAAUAACCGACAUAAGAGAGAGAGAGAGCAAAAAUGAAAUUAAGCAAAGUAGUAAGUUGGGAAAACAAUUUCCAAGAGCAAAAGUUACCAAUCACGCAAGCAUGAACUUUGUCUAAGUACCGCGAAUAAUUGUUUUUGUUGAGAUGCAUUAUCAUUUUUAUUGUGUAAAGUAUAGAAACACCAACAAAUAUAUGCAAAAUAUAUGGAAUAUAUAAACAAUCUA